UUGGAAUUUUUUAUGCGAAAAGGAGUGUCCUUGACAUACAAUAUUGGUCACCUGUUUGUUUAUCGUGAGAUAAAGCUGAAAUACGUGCUCAAUUUGAUUUAACAUCGCUGUGAAAAUGACAGGAAGAUAUCGUUUUAUGCGGUCCUAUGUGGGACCCGUGAGGGGAGUCAUUUUAGACUGGAGCGGCACCACCGCCGAUAAGUACGUCCUGGCCCCCGCUGUCGUGUUCUGUGAGGUGUUUCAGAAGCACAAGGUUCCCAUCUCCAUGCAAGAAGCAAGGAAGCCAAUGGGAUUGCGGAAGGACCUUCACAUCAAGGCGAUUACCGAAGAUCCAGACGUUAGAGCAAGGUGGACGAAAGUUUACGGGAAGGAACCGAACCAAGGGGACGUGGACAAUAUGUUCAAAGAUUUUGUGCCGAUGCAGUUGGGUUGUCUUCGUCGCUACACCGAUCUCAUUCCAGGAACGACGGAGGCGGUAAACAUCCUGAAGAAGGAGUUUGGGUGUAAAAUCGGCAGCACCACCGGGUUUUUACGCUCAAUGGUAGAUGUUCUGGUGGAGGAUGCCAAUAAGCAAGGAUAUUACCCGGAUGUGACGGUGGCUGGCGAUGAAGUUGCUCAUGGUGCCAGACCAAAGCCUUUCAUGGUUUACAAGAACAUGGAUCUUUUGGACAUCCAUCCAAUUCAGUCUGUUGUUAAGGUAGACGAUACAGUAUCUGGAGUCGGAGAGGCGCUUGAAGCAGGUUGUUGGGGAGUGGGUGUGGCUAAAUACAGCAAUUAUAUGGGAAUAGACAGUUUUGAAGAAGAGGAAAAACUUACUAAAGAGGAGGAAAACAUUCGUUGUGAAAAAAGUAGCGAAAUGCUUCGACAAACGGGUGCACAUUACGUCAUAGAUAGUAUCAAAGAGCUGCCCGAAGUAGUUGAAGACAUUAAUAGAAGGCUGGCACGAGGAGAAAAACCAUAAAGGAAUUCAAAGCCUAAAAGUAUUACUAAGUACUUUGGUCAAAUAAGUGUACUAUAUUAGUACUAAAGUGAUGCAAUUUAGUUAGUGCUACAUUGAAUUUUAAACAUCGAAACACCUGUAUUCGGAACUCGGAAAAAUUUUCCGUGGUGUC
Messenger RNA from Saccostrea cuccullata (small rock oyster), 1112 nucleotides. Its product is annotated as phosphonoacetaldehyde hydrolase-like. Gene Ontology annotation, biological process: organic phosphonate catabolic process. Lineage: Eukaryota; Metazoa; Mollusca; Bivalvia; Ostreida; Ostreidae. The coding region runs from base 116 to 961 and encodes 281 amino acids. The transcript is spliced from 2 exons. Gene Ontology annotation, molecular function: phosphonoacetaldehyde hydrolase activity. The record is from RefSeq and is a predicted model, not a curated record.